GUUCUCACGUGGGAUCAGAUGCAGUGGGCGUCUUCCUCGCUUCGCUGACUCACUCUUCGAGUCUCCUCUCAACUCUCAUUUUCUCUCAAACUCUAAUCAUAACUCAUAAAUAUAUAAACCGAAAAACCUACCUGAAUAUAAAAAUAAACAAACACAUCAAAUGCGAAGAAGAUCAAAAUCAAUCAUCAUCAUCACUACAGAAAAAUGGAACUUCUCUUUUCUCUCGUCUUCCUUUCUCUCACCUUUUCCACUUUUCUUCACCCUACCUUUGCCAGAGGCGGUCAACAACAACACUCUUCUCUCUCUUCAGGCAUUUUUGAAAAUAGUAGUUAUAAUUCGGGUUCUACUGCACGGCACUUGUUUGAGGAUAACCGGUUACAUUUAAGUCUUGACAUUGCUCGAGGUUACAUGACUAAUUCUCAACUAGAGAAGGCCCUCAAGGCGUUUGCGCAACGAUGUAGUCACAUUUCUAGGAUAUACAGUAUAGGGAAGAGUGUCAAGGGAGUUCCACUGUGGGUGAUAGAAAUUUCUGACAAGCCUGGAGAAGAAGAGGCUGAACCUGCAUUUAAGUACAUUGGAAAUGUGCACGGGGAUGAACCUGUGGGCCGUGAGCUUCUAUUGUUUCUUGCAAAUUGGAUAUGUGAUAAUCAUCUAAAGGAUCCCUUGGCUACAUUGAUUGUAGAGAAUGUUCACCUUCAUAUACUACCAACCAUGAAUCCUGAUGGUUUUUCACUUAGGAGGCGUGGUAAUGCAAACAAUGUUGAUCUAAAUCGAGAUUUUCCUGAUCAGUUCUUUCCUAUGAAUGAGGACGUGCAUAUGCGGCAACCUGAAACCAGAGCAAUUAUGAAUUGGUUGAGGGAUGUACAAUUUACAGCAUCUGCCAGUUUGCAUGGGGGUGCACUUGUUGCAAAUUAUCCGUGGGAUGGCACUCAGGAUAAAAGGACAAAUUACUUUGGAUGUCCUGAUGAUGAAACAUUCCGGUUCAUGGCAAGUAUAUAUAGUCAGUCUCACUAUAACAUGUCUCUGAGCAAGGAAUUUCGAGGAGGAAUUACGAAUGGAGCAUCUUGGUACCCUAUAUAUGGUGGCAUGCAAGACUGGAAUUAUAUACAUUAUGGUUGUUUUGAAUUGACCUUGGAGAUAAGUGAUAACAAAUGGCCUUCUGCUACUGAGCUUCCUACUCUUUGGGAAUACAACAAAAUGAGCAUGCUUAAUCUUGUUGCGAGCCUUGUGAAGACAGGAGUACAUGGAAGAAUCUUUUCAUCAGAUGGGGGAAGGCCACUGCCUGGUUUUAUUACAGUGAAGGGAAUGAAUCAGUCGGUCAAAUCAGGCAAAACUUUUGCUGAUUACCAUCGCUUGCUUGCCCCAAGAGGGCGGUAUGAAGUUAUGGCGGCCAUGCCAGGAUACAAAUUGAGAAGUACGUGUAUCUGGUUGGAUGAAGCUGCAAUGACAUUAGAUUUUGUUCUUGACGCAGAAGUCACACUGAAGGGGAAUCUUCUACGAAGUGGCUGUGAAUGUGACUGUGGCAAUACAAUCAGGCUCGAAUUUGUUGAUUUUCUUUUGGGGGGCCAUUUGGAAGUUUGUUUUAUUUUGAUUAUUGUAGGGUUUCUUUGCUUUUUAUUUCAGAGGAGAAUGAAAAGUAACCUUUCAAAACAUAGACAAGUAGUAGGGCCAAAAAGGCUAGCUGGGGUAUGAUGCUCUUAACUUUAUUACUUUUGUGAAAGCUUUAUGUAUAUUUUACCUCAUAAAAAAAAUUAAAAU
Messenger RNA from Quercus lobata, 1758 nucleotides. Its product is annotated as carboxypeptidase SOL1-like. Bases 205 to 1692 code for a protein of 495 amino acids. NCBI's taxonomy places the organism in Eukaryota, Viridiplantae, Streptophyta, Magnoliopsida, Fagales, Fagaceae. Gene Ontology annotation, biological process: protein processing; peptide metabolic process. The record is from RefSeq and is a predicted model, not a curated record. The transcript has 15 exons. Gene Ontology annotation, molecular function: zinc ion binding; metallocarboxypeptidase activity.